Dendroctonus ponderosae (mountain pine beetle) is the source of this 1329-nucleotide messenger RNA. It is a transcript of the gene Arf51F, whose product is annotated as ADP-ribosylation factor 6. The transcript is spliced from 2 exons. Gene Ontology annotation, molecular function: GTPase activity; GTP binding. Gene Ontology annotation, biological process: intracellular protein transport; vesicle-mediated transport. The coding region runs from base 164 to 691 and encodes 175 amino acids. Gene Ontology annotation, cellular component: cytoplasm. NCBI's taxonomy places the organism in Eukaryota, Metazoa, Arthropoda, Insecta, Coleoptera, Curculionidae. The record is from RefSeq and is a predicted model, not a curated record.
UUAAGUGAGGUUGGCAACCUGAUCAGUUCGUAAAAUUAUUGACAUUUUGACAACAUGGAGCUUAUUUUGAUACAUUGGAAGGAAACUGUGUAGUUUUAGUUUAUUAGGGAUUGCAAAUAUUGUCAAUGAAUAGUGGCAAGCAUCCCUGUGAGGAUAAUUUAAAAUGGGAAAGUUGCUGUCAAAAAUUUUUGGAAACAAGGAGAUGAGAAUACUAAUGCUAGGCUUAGAUGCUGCUGGAAAAACUACAAUUUUAUAUAAACUAAAACUAGGUCAAUCUGUAACAACAAUUCCAACAGUGGGUUUUAAUGUCGAAACAGUAACUUACAAAAAUGUAAAAUUUAAUGUGUGGGAUGUGGGUGGACAAGACAAAAUUAGACCUCUCUGGCGUCACUAUUACACGGGCACGCAAGGGUUAAUAUUUGUGGUUGACUGUGCAGAUCGUGACCGUAUUGAUGAGGCCCGUCAAGAACUUCACCGAAUUAUAAAUGAUCGGGAAAUGCGAGAUGCAAUUAUACUCAUAUUUGCCAACAAACAGGAUUUACCUGAAGCUAUGAAACCCCAUGAGAUUCAAGAGAAGUUAGGUUUAACGCGUAUGCGAGAUAGGAAUUGGUAUGUUCAACCUGCAUGUGCCACCACAGGAGAUGGGCUUUUUGAAGGCCUGACUUGGCUAACUAGUAAUCACAAAUUAUAGCACUCUUGUUUAUCACAUACUCAUCUUAAAAUCUAAUCUAAACGUUCAGUUAAGAAAGUUCUUCAAAUUAAUAAUUGUUCUCAACAUUCCAACUGCCCAUUAAGCAGUGCAUUUGAACUAGAGUGGGAUGGUCACGUUUCAAAUAAUUUUUAUACUUCCCUGCUUCUAAUAUUUUGUAAAUAAAUUUUCACAUAGAUUUUUAAAAUAAGUAUGAUUGAUGUAAGAUUAUUUUAAAAAGCAUAGAAUCCUGUCUUGUAUAUACUCCUAAAUAAUUUUAAUGUUUGCUUGGAUGAUAUGCAUUACCCAUAAUUGUACAGCCAUAGAUGUGGGUUUGAUUAUAAGUUUAAAGAUUGAUAAGCCCCAAUAAUUUUAAAUAUAUUCUAUUAGAUAAAAACAUGCAAAUGAUCGUUGACGCGUGAGGUAUUUUGAGCUUUAGAAUUUCUAUUAUUUUAUAAUGUAAAAUAUGGUUGCCUACUUUAAAUCUGCGAGUUAAUUUUAAGUAGCUAUAUUAAAGCAAAUUUGUUUAUUAAUGAUGUAAGUAUUAUUGAUAUGUUGUAAUGACGAUGGAGGUUUACACAAUCUUUAAGCUACAUUGUAAGAAUUGUUUGCAAAUUUAAAUAAAAUAAUAUCGGUUUUAA